AUGUCUAGUCCACACGGAUUGGAUCGUCCAGCUGUGAUUUUUGACAAUGGGUCUGGGCUCUGCAAAGCAGGCCUGUCUGGAGAGAUUGGGCCCCGCCACAUCAUCAGCUCCGUUGUGGGGCACCCCAAGCUCAAGACGCCCUUGGCAGGGGCCAACCAGAAAAAGUACUUUGUGGGGGAAGAGGCCCUGUACAAGCACGAGGUCUUGCACCUGCACUACCCCAUCGAGCGGGGCAUUGUCACGGGCUGGGACGACAUGGAGGGACUCUGGAAGCAUCUCUUCGAGUGGGAGCUGGGCGUGAAACCCAGCGAGCGGCCAGUGCUCAUGACCGAGCCCUCCCUGAACCCCAGGGAGAAUCGAGAGAAGACGGCGGAAAUGAUGUUCGAGCGCUUCGGCGUGCCUGCCUUCUACCUGUCGGACCAGGCGGUGCUGGCCCUCUACUCCUCGGCCUGCGUCACUGGCCUGGUGGUGGACAGCGGGGAUGGGGUCACCUGCACCGUCCCCAUCUUUGAGGGCUACUCCCUCCCUCAUGCAGUCAACAAGCUCUACGUGGCAGGCAGGGACAUCACGGAGCUUCUCACCCAGCUGCUCCUGGCCAGUGGACGGACCUUCCCAUGCAUGCUGGACAAGGCCCUCGUGGGUGACAUCAAAGAGAAGCUGUGCUACGUGGCCUUGGAGCCAGAGAAGGAGCUCUCUCGGAGGCCAGAGGAGGUCCUGCGAGAGUACAAGCUGCCUGAUGGGAACAUCGUCAGCAUCGGGGACCAGCUGUACCAGGCGCCCGAGGCCCUGUUUGUGCCUGAACAUCUGGGCAUCCAAAACCCGGGGCUCUCGAAGAUGGUCUCCAACAGCAUCACCAAGUGUGACACUGACAUCCAGAAGAUCCUCUUCGAGGAGAUUGUGCUGUCUGGGGGCACCACUCUAUUCCAGGGGCUCGAUGACCGCCUGUUGAGGGAGCUGGAGCAGCUGGCGUCCAAAGGGACCCCCAUCAAGAUCACGGGCCCCCCUGACCGGUGGUUCUCUACGUGGAUCGGGGCCUCCAUUGUCACCUCUCUGAGCAGCUUCAAGCAGAUGUGGGUCACUGCUGCAGACUUCAAGGAGUUCGGGACAUCCGUGGUCCAGAGAAGAUGCUUCUGA
This is a messenger RNA of Galeopterus variegatus (Sunda flying lemur), 1134 nucleotides long. RefSeq names its product actin-related protein T2. The coding region runs from base 1 to 1134 and encodes 377 amino acids. Lineage: Eukaryota; Metazoa; Chordata; Mammalia; Dermoptera; Cynocephalidae. The record is from RefSeq and is a predicted model, not a curated record. The transcript has a single exon.